Molecule: messenger RNA, 1140 nt
Organism: Aspergillus oryzae RIB40
Lineage: Eukaryota; Fungi; Ascomycota; Eurotiomycetes; Eurotiales; Aspergillaceae
Exons: 3
Coding region: 1-1140 (379 amino acids)
Source: RefSeq, a predicted model, not a curated record
AUGGGCUUCCCAACUGCACCUAAGCCCAAGACCCUCCUGGGCUUGCAUCGCAUCCUGUCUCCCUCUGCUGGAGUCAAGGUAUCGCCCAUUUGUCUCGGUGGCAUAAGCAUCGGCAACGAAUGGAGGUUCUACACUGGCAAGAAUGAAGAACCUUUCAAGCUCCUAGAUGCCUUCUACGAUAUGGGAGGAAACUUUAUCGACACCGCCAGCAACUAUAACAACCAAACGUCGGAAACACUCAUCGGCCAGUGGAUGGAGGAGCGCGGUGUCAGAGAUCAGAUGGUCAUUGCCACCAAGUACACUGCCGGCUAUCGUGCCUUUAGCGAGGACCCAGAGCCCCUGCAGACAAACUUUACCGGUAACUCUGCCAAGAGCAUGCACGUUUCGGUCCGUGAUAGUCUGAAGAAGCUGAGGACCGACUAUAUCGACCUUUUGUACGUCCACUGGUGGGACUAUGCAACUCCUGUGGAAGAGGUUAUGAGGGGCCUUCAUGUCCUUGUUAUGCAAGGAAAGGUACUCUACCUCGGAAUUAGCAACACCCCUGCUUGGAUUGUUGUCAAGGCCAACGCCUACGCAAAACAACAUGGCCUGACCCCCUUCUCUGUCUACCAGGGCAACUGGAACGCAGCCUUCCGCGACAUGGAGGGUGAUGUUAUCCCCAUGUGCGAGGAUCAAGACAUGGCGAUUGUGUCUUAUGGGUCAUUGGGCACUGGCGCGUUGCUUACAGUUCAGCAGCGAAAGGAGAGGGAAGCCGACCCAGAUGCACCGAUGGGAUCUGUGUCUGAUAUUGCCCUCAAGACCAGUGAGGUCUUGGAAAAGAUUGCUGACCGAAAGGGAACGACGCUGCAAGCUAUUGCCCUGGCAUAUUUGUUCCACCAGUCCACAUUUGUGUUCCCCAUCGUCGGAGUCAACACUGUUGAACACAUCAAGGCUAUGCCUGAUGCCUUGAAGGUCAAGCUUUCAAAGGAGGAAAUCGACGACAUCCACGCAGCUUCUCCUUACAGCCCUGGAUAUCCAAUGACCUUUACCCAAUAUAUGCAGCCGGUCAAGUACGAUCUUUCUUGGACACCUGCAGAUAACCAGCAGUACCAAAUGUCUGCUUGGAUUGACGCCCCUCCUAAGCGCCUGGUAGGUCUUUGA